Drosophila serrata is the source of this 1554-nucleotide messenger RNA. RefSeq lists its product as uncharacterized. NCBI's taxonomy places the organism in Eukaryota, Metazoa, Arthropoda, Insecta, Diptera, Drosophilidae. Gene Ontology annotation, molecular function: transmembrane transporter activity. Gene Ontology annotation, cellular component: membrane. The record is from RefSeq and is a predicted model, not a curated record. Gene Ontology annotation, biological process: transmembrane transport.
AGUGGGUGCCCGAUGCCCGACCCCGAUCCCAGACCUUCGCCCAACGAUGGUUUCCAGGCCAUUCCCAUUCACAGUGCCGGUGGCCAGCAGCGGGAGCUGAUCCUGCAGAGCAGCCAGAGGAGUCCUUGCUGCAAUCGCGAUCUGCGCAAUCAGCCCCAGGCAAAUGCAGUUGGAGCAGCGGCGCUUAUUUUUGUGUCCGGAGGUCUGCACAUAGCCUGGAGCAUUGGCUUUGACACUAUCUUUACCGAACUUGAAGUUACCAAUCAUUUGCGUAUUUGCUGGUUUUUAGCCGCCAUUUUCGGAGCCCUUUUGGGUGGAUUCUUCAGUCAGAAAUAUUCAUAUAAAUUGUUAAUGGAAUUCUGCUCCGUUCUCGUUCUGAUCGGAGGAGCUGUGAUGGCUGUAAACAAGUUAAACCCAAAUGCCUUGCUGGCAGCACGAUAUCUGAAUGGUUUUGCCAAUGGACUGGCCAUAGCUCCCACCCUGGCCAUGGCUGGUGAGCUUUCCGUUUUCUACAAGAGAGGAACCAUUACCUCGGCGGGAGAGCAGUGGCCGGUGACUAUCGGGAUCUUCGUGCAGAUCGUAUGCAGUGCCAGCUGGGACACGGAAAGUGACUUAACGGAGGAGCAGUUCCAGGGAGCAAUAAGUGCAGUGUUGGGUGUCCUGGCCCUGGUCAUGGCUACCCUGCUCUCCAUCGAGUCGCCGGUGGAUCUUCUGGAGCGGAACGACGAGCAGGGGGCCAUCGAGGCGCUGAGCCGACUGCAAAGACCCCGGGCAGUGACAGCGGAGACAUACGACCAGGUGAGCGACCAUCGCACCUACCUGGCUCUACAUCGAUCCCUGAGCUGGCAAAAGGCCUGCCCUGCGUUCUUCCGGCUGGCGAUAAUGCGAGCCCUGUACGGGAUGAGCUGCAGCAUGCUGGUGGCCUACACGCUGACAGUGACAAGCACCAUGGUCUACAGAGGCAACUCAGGACCGUAUGUCCUCUUCGGCUUCCUGCGACUCGUGGGCAGCUUCAGCUGUGCCUUUGCCCUGGACUCAUUGGGCAGGAAGAUACCACUGCUCCUGGGUCUGGUAAUCUCUGGUGGCCUAUGCUUUGGCCUGGCCAGCAGGUUUGCCUACACCAAGGUCCUCCGUUUCGGGGACAUGCGUAUGGCCCUGUGGCUCCUGCUCAUCUUCCAGCUGUUCGCGGGCAUAGGAUUCGCGCCCAGUUCGGCGUAUCUCUCGGAGGCCUUUCCCCGCCGCUUCAAAAGGCAGUGCAUAGCACUGGCCUAUGUCCUGGAGAUGAUCGUCCAGGUGAUCAUCCUCCAAGUCGAUCUCAGCGCCACAGUCGAGGGCAGUGAUUGUGUCGAGAUGUUCUUCUUCGCCAUGGGAAGUCUCCUGCUGGCCAGCUUCCUGGGAAGCGUGUGGUUCAUGCCGGAGACAAAGGACACUACGCUGGUGCAGGCACAGUUCCGGUUCCAGGAGUUUGUGAUCCCGCCCGCCUAAAAGUAGGCCACUCAAGACUAACCAACCCCUGGAUAUAGCUAGGGAAUAAAUCGGAAAUCUUUAUAGGGA